This is a messenger RNA of Morone saxatilis (striped sea-bass), 2351 nucleotides long. It is a transcript of the gene tmem106ba, whose product is annotated as transmembrane protein 106Ba. The record is from RefSeq and is a predicted model, not a curated record. The transcript is spliced from 8 exons. NCBI's taxonomy places the organism in Eukaryota, Metazoa, Chordata, Actinopteri, Moronidae. The coding region runs from base 109 to 897 and encodes 262 amino acids.
CGGGCGGCUGCACUCCCCACUGGUGUGCGAACCACAACAAACGGCGACGACGCGACAACGAAUGGCACCAGAGUCAGAAUAAAAACACAGAACCAGACAGCUGCAGAUAUGGGCAAGUCCCAGUCACACUUGGCCAAGCACAAAGACGAGAGUCAGGACGCGCUGACGGCUAACGGCGAGUACAGAGACGGUCAAACGGAGGAAGAUGGAAAGAAUGGCGACGUAUCUCAGUUCCCCUACGUGGAGUUCACCGGACGGGACAGCGUCACAUGCCCUACGUGUCAGGGCACCGGCAGAAUCCCACGAGGCCAAGAGAACCAGCUCGUGGCUCUGAUUCCAUACAGCGACCAAAGGCUCAGGCCAAGCAGGACAAAGCUGUAUGUCACGAUAUCGGUGGCACUUUGCCUGCUGCUGUCUGGCCUCGCCGUUUUCUUCCUAUUCCCUCGCUCUAUUGAUGUCUCCUACGUGGGAGUGAAGUCUGCCUACGUCUCCUACGACCUGGACAAACGAAUCGUCUAUCUCAACAUUACAAGCACUCUGAACAUCACCAAUAACAACUACUACACCGUAUCUGUGACCAACAUCACAGCCCAGGUGCAGUUCUCUAAGACGGUGAUAGGCAAGGCCAAGUUCAACAACAGCUCGGUGAUCAUACCGCUGGAUGAACGGCAGAUCGACUACACAGUCCCCACCACCAUUGCCGAUGAGAUGAGUUAUAUGUUUGACUACUGCACCUUGCCAACCAUUAAAGUCCACAACAUAGUGGUCAUGAUGCAGGUGACGGUGACGACGUCGUACUUCGGCCACGCGGAGCAGGUCUCCCAGGAGAUGUACCAGUAUGUGGACUGUGGGGGGAACACCACCUCCUUGCAUGGGCACGUUCAGGUCUACCAGUAAGGCAAGCAGAAAAGCCCAGGCGUCACAUACUGCUGUGGCUUCCAUGUAGGAAAUCUCAGCGAUAACGGAAUAACGGACAGGGACAUAACUUUUCUUAAAUUAGUCACAUGGCUCAUCCAUUCCUAAAAAUUCCCAACCACUUCUUUGUUUUCCUUUUAAGUGUGACAUUUGGAUGAGCUAUUGUGGUUGUUUACUGGUCAAACAGGCUGGUAAAAGCAGACAAUCUGAACCUGCCACAGCCAGAAUUAAUGAGCUCUGUAGUCAUUUCUCACCCUGGUGCCAACAGAAUAGAUAUUAUUUAAUGUUCACAUUUAUUAGUAGGCAUUCCCAUCAUGUUUACACAGUCACUCCUCAACAAUUAAAUUACUGGAAGCAGUAGUUUCAGUUAUGAAGCACUUUACCCUGAUCAUUAUCUACAGAUAUUGAUAAUAAUGUUGUAUGAGUGCAAAGGCUGCCCGCCCCGACUGCUCCAUACCACUGUUAACGACAAAUACAGCAACUGAAGGUACAAGAAGAGUUUUCUGACACAAUGAAAAACCACUGAGCUGUUCCUCUCCACUUCCUUAUGCCCUUUUUUUCAUUCCUUCCUACAGCCACUCUCUCUCUUUGUUUCAGAAAAACAUGAUUCUUGAUAUUGUAUCGUGCAAUAUAGACGACGUAUUAUCUUAUGUCAUUUGUUUGUUUUUGUUCUUUAGGUCUUUAAUUUCAGCUUAUUCAUCCGAGUGAUUUAAAAGCAAAUGUCACUACUGUGAAGACUCUUACAUGAUUAGUUACGAAACAACUUUGUAAAAAAAAAAAAAAAGGGAUAUUUUUAAUUUCAUAGUAAAAAUGUGGGAGCUUUACAGUGGGAUUUAAAAAUACAGGAAUGUGUAAAUGUAAAAUAUGUCCUUCUUGGCUUGCUUCAGUACUUGUUAUAUCAAGAAUAACUGCUGGUGUGGGAGCAACUUUCCUUCCUUUUUUUGCGGUUGUCCUAUUUUUGUGGGCUGCGGUGUCAUUCGCAAUAAUGUGUUUGCUAUUUUAAUCCCCUCUGCUGAUCUGUAACUUGUCUCAUGAGCUGACUGCUAUUCCUUGAGUUUUUAUUUUUUAACAUUUUUAUGACUUCCUUUAUUACAUCAUGGUAUCAUUUUGGAUUGGAUUUAUUAUUAAGUGAAUAUUCAUACCACAAACAGAUCAUGUAAUGUACUGAAGAACUUCACAUAACGUCGAAAUACCCUAAAUGUGAAUUAUUUAAAUUAUGGUUUUUUUUGUGAUUCCACAGGUCAGAUUAAAUACUAAUAUACAUUUAUUAUUUUCUGACUGUUAAUAAAAUGUAUUCGCAAAUAUCAUAAGAAAAUCCCCAGAUCCAAUCCUUCUUGAUAUGUGAUGAUAAAACAGUGUAGAUGUGAAUCUGUUACCGACAAGUUUUUGUGUUUUUCAUGCAUGUAGCUGAAAAUAAAAUCAUGACUCAUUUUCAA